UGACUGGGAAUUGUACGUUGUUGGAGGAUGAUGUUAAGUGCCCGCUGCUGUGAAAAAUACUCAGUUCAACUUUUUAAAGAAGAUUUGACUCCUUCUGCUUGUUUUGUUGUUUUAAGCAUAAAGGAUAAGUUUUUCUUGUAACUUUGGAAGGGGAGGUGUGGAAUCACUUCAGAAAAUUCAUUUUGCCUUUGAACGCCCGUUCCCUGCUGCGUGAUUGUGCUGGAAUUCCUCUAUCAAAAGGGUUUCUCUGUCAACAAUUACCAUGAUCCUUGUCUUCAUCCCAGCUUUGAAUCCACUGGGCUAUUGAAUAGGCAAAUAAAACCGGCUAGUUCAGGAAGAUGAAACAAAGUAUCUGCCUGAAUUUCUAAUUUCAUUAGAGGGAAGAAGAGACAUGCAGACAUCAAGAGGAGGGGAUGAGUCUUUAUGCUCACCCCCCUGACACGACUGAAUUUGCAGGAAGAUCAGCUGAGAGCAAGCCCCAGCCUUGCUGCACGGCCCUUCACCUGCAAUGCAGUGCUGGGCAGCUGCAGCUGGGUGCUGGAGGCAAAUCCCUCUUCUCCUUCACUCUUGCACAAAGCUUUGCUGCAUUUGAGGAGAACCAGCCCCUCUGCCUGCUGCUGAUGUCCCCCUCCUUCCCCAACACUGUGGUGUCUGAUUUUUGAUGGCUUUUUCAAAAACUAUUGGGCUGUCUUCGGGAAUAUUUUUAUCCAUGGGAGGCCGUGCUUCUUGCAGACCCGACACCCAGCACCGGGGCCCUGCUGCCCAUUCCGAGAAUGAUCUUCCAGAGCAAGAGGAGGAAAUCCUGGGAUCAGAUGAUGAUGAGCAAGAGGAUCCAAAUGAUUACUGUAAAGGGGGUUACCACCUUGUGAAAAUAGGAGAUCUCUUCAAUGGACGCUACCAUGUGAUUCGGAAGCUUGGAUGGGGCCACUUCUCCACCGUGUGGCUGGCUUGGGACAUCCAAGGGAGGAGAUUUGUGGCAAUGAAGGUGGUGAAGAGUGCGGAGCACUACACAGAAACAGCACUGGAUGAAAUCAAGUUGCUGAAAUCGGUCCGCAACAGUGAUCCAAAUGAUCCAAGCAAAGAGAGAGUCGUUCAGUUAUUAGAUGACUUCAAGAUUUCAGGAGUGAAUGGUUCCCAUAUCUGUAUGGUGUUUGAAGUUCUAGGGCAUCAUCUCCUGAAGUGGAUCAUCAAGUCAAAUUACCAGGGUCUUCCGCUCCCUUGUGUCAAAAAAAUCAUCAAACAGGUUCUUCAGGGUCUGGAUUACUUGCAUACAAAAUGUCGAAUCAUUCACACAGAUAUAAAACCUGAGAACAUCCUGCUGUGUGUGAAUGACCAGUACAUUCGCAGGCUGGCUGCAGAGGCAACAGAGUGGCAGAGAUCUGGGGCUCCCCCACCAUCUGGCUCUGCAGUGAGCACUGCACCACAGCCAAAACCAGCUGACAAAAUGUCAAAGAAUAAGAAAAAGAAGUUGAAAAAGAAGCAGAAACGACAGGCUGAGUUGUUGGAGAAGCGAAUGCAAGAGAUAGAGGAAAUGGAGAAGGAGGCAAACCCUGGGCAGACACAACCUGAAGAGGAGGAAGAAGCUCAGACUCCUCUGGAAAUGCUCAUAAAAGUCAGUCCGCCAGAGGAAAAUGUCAGCAAAAAGCCAGCACAAGCCCUUGGACAGGAGCAAUCUAAUCUCAUGGAAAGCAGCGUGGAAAAACGUGCAAGAGAAAUCAACUGCAACGGAGUGAUCCCAGUGACGGACUUCACAAACUCUGGGAAUGAAGGGUCUGUGCGACUUGAGGACGACCUUCACAAUGCCAAUGACUGUGGCAAUCACCCUCACACACAGAAGGCUGAGAACUUCCAUAGCUGUAAUUACACUCAGCACAACAGUGACUCAGAGAACAGGCCUCAAGAAGCAAUGUCGGACUCGUUUGUGCCCUUGGCCCCAGAGGAUUCCAUGGUGUGUCAGCCCACGUCCAACGAACAGCAGGCAUUCAGUGAGCAGAUGAACAAUUUUCAGGAAAGUAUCAGGACAGAGAUCCCUUCAGAGGAUGAGAAUGAGAAUAACAGCCCAACAGACAACAAAGGAAAAUCAGCUGCUGGGAAUUUCCUUCUUAAUCCUCUUGAGCCCAAGAAUGCAGAUAAGCUCAAAGUGAAGAUAGCUGACCUAGGAAACGCCUGCUGGGUGCACAAGCAUUUCACUGAAGACAUCCAGACAAGACAGUACCGGUCCCUGGAGGUGUUGAUAGGGUCGGGGUACAACACCCCUGCUGACAUCUGGAGCACAGCCUGCAUGGCCUUUGAGUUGGCAACAGGGGACUAUCUGUUCGAGCCUCACUCUGGGGAAGAUUACUCACGAGAUGAAGAUCAUAUUGCAUUGAUCAUAGAACUUCUGGGGAAAAUACCUCGCAAGCUCAUUUUGGCAGGAAAGUAUUCCAAGGAGUUUUUCACCAAAAAAGGUGAUCUGAAGCACAUCACCAAACUGAAGCCCUGGGGCCUUUUUGAAGUGUUGGUGGAAAAAUACGAGUGGUCCCAAGAUGAGGCAGCUGCAUUCACAGACUUCUUACUCCCUAUGCUGGAGCUGAUCCCAGAGAAACGAGCUACAGCAGCAGAGUGUCUCAGGCACCCCUGGCUUAACUCCUAGAAGCUUCCAAGCAAUGCCACAACGUUAUACUCUGGUUUACAGCAUAGCCUACACACCCAGCUGCCCUUUCCCAGACCCAUAUUUCUCCUUGUUCAGUUUCAGUGUGGAGUUCUUCCUUCAAGGCUUCCAAGAUUUUAGAUAAAUCUAACCCGUUCUGCUGAAUUUGUUUGUGUGACUUAAUGGGGACUCUCCUCAGCCAGUGGGCAUCAUCCAUGUUUUUGCCUUGAUUGGGCUUCACCAAAGACUAAUUAACUAGAAUCAGAGAUUUUUCCUCAGUCUCCUCACUGUUAGGCACUGUGUGUGACAGAUGUGAGCUCACCCGUGCUCAGAUAUCUCCCUUAGCUAAAUUCCAACCCUCCUGUCUUCCUGUGAAGAUCUCACUGACUCAGGAGUCAAUUUUCCCACUGUUGAUCCAGUAGCUACUGAUGGGGUGAGAUGUAACAGUUGGCAUCAAGGUGGUGCCAGAUCCUUGUUAGAGCAAAGACCUUGAAAUCUGCCAUCACUCUCUAAGUGUCUACUGUUUUCUUUGCUUUCCAGUCACAGCUUUUAUUUAGUACUGCUUUUGAAAGAGCUUUUUAAACCUAGGUUUUAGUAUCCUUUAUUUCUUCCUCCAAAGUGCCCUGUCCAUUUACUUUUUCUCCUUCCCUGUGCCCUUGAUAGUCAGAAUAGUUUCUGGACUUGGUGAUGUUUUCUACUUCAAUGCCUGUGACUUAAAGGUGACAAGCAAAAUAAGCAAAAGCUAGAACUGACUAAACGCACAACCCUCAGCCAACAGAUGGGUGCACCCUCAGCCUGCAGAGAGAGCCUUGUUGCAGGCAACUCUUAACAUGAUAGCGAGCCAUAAGUUUUUGGGGUUUUUUAUCCCUUACUGGCACUUUUUUGCCUUGCUUGAGGUGGUAUUCAUGAGAGAUUGGCUUUCACUGAUGCAGUCUGCUGCGACUUUUCAUUUUUUGACCAUUCACUUUUUUUCCAAGGAAAGGGUUGCAGCGCCUGUAUCACAGCCAAGCUGCAGCUGUGGACUUUGAAAAUCAACACUUGAAGUUCCAGUGUAAAGAUUUCUUUUAAUUUGCUUCAGGUGCAGGCCUUCAGAAAUAACUUCCCAGGAUGGGACUGCCUUUUAUUUUCUGGGCCAUUAGCACAAGAAGAGAGCUAGCAGAAGUGGAAGAGAACUGACUUUUCCACGUAGAUACUGGAUUAGAAGCUGUUUCUAGAGUUACCCCAAAUAAAAAAAUGUUCUAUGGGAUUUCUAUGUAAGCUUCUCAGAGGGGGUUUGGACAUAAUGGGUUAAUUUUAAUUAAAAGUUAAAUCACUGUGGCAUUUGAUAGUUCUAUGAUGGCUUCUUCUAGACUUACCCAUCCUGUUACAGAUUCAGUGCAUCCCACUCUUCUCUAAGCAAGAUUUGGCAACGUUGAGACUUCAGAGACACUUCCUUACUCUGGACCAAACAGGCCUUUGGAUUUGUGGUGGUUUGCAGAGGAUAGAAGUUGCUGGAGACCGUGCAGAUGCUAUCCAAGACAAUUUCCAUUGCCAAAGCUGCCAAGACCACUGUUAUGUGUCCCUUCUGUGUCUGUGUUUGGGAACUGUGGUUUGUAAGGAUCAUUCACUCACAAACGGGGCCAUUUAAUCCACUUGAACAGAGUUUCUCCACUUCAGAGCCCAAUUUGGCUUAUUUAUGCAAAUCAUGCUGCAUGUUCCUUUAGUGGUAGAUCAGGUUCUCUAUGCAUAUCAUAAAAAAAAGAAAGGCAGGUACCAUACCAAAAAAUGUUUUUAACUGCUGAAUUGACCUUUUCUUUUGGUUUUUUCCUUUCAUCCGGCAUUUUCCAGUUGUGGGUCACUUCUGUAUCUGUUACAGGAGGACUGCAGACAGUACUGGGUUCCAACUUUCUGUGAAGAUACAUUGGCAGGGCAAACAAUUCCUGCAGUCUUGAAAGCUCACCCGGUCCUGCCUACUUGAGACUGGCUGAUGAAGGAACAUUUCCCAGAAGGGGCCUGCACUCUUUGACUCUUGAGAGCUCCUGCCCAUCCUUCCUUCCCUUCCCUCUGCUAGCCCUGACUGGAGGAGGGGUUUUUUUACCAUGAUAGCCAAGGCUAGAGCCAGCUUGUGAGUUGAAGACCUGCAGAAGCAGCUGUCAUGAUUCAGUCUUGUACCGUCCGCUCGUUCACUAGGGCUUUGUUCCAUUUCCAAAUUGCCACGAAGUGCUCACACUAAAGGAUUUGUACUUGCUGUGUCAGUCUAAAACCUGAAGGAAAAUACAUUUUUAUUCUUUCUA
Messenger RNA from Corvus hawaiiensis (hawaiian crow), 4902 nucleotides. It is a transcript of the gene SRPK1, whose product is annotated as SRSF protein kinase 1. Gene Ontology annotation, molecular function: ATP binding; protein kinase activity. The record is from RefSeq and is a predicted model, not a curated record. Gene Ontology annotation, biological process: spliceosomal complex assembly; protein phosphorylation; regulation of mRNA processing. Lineage: Eukaryota; Metazoa; Chordata; Aves; Passeriformes; Corvidae. Bases 662 to 2632 code for a protein of 656 amino acids. The transcript is spliced from 15 exons.